AUGGAGGAAUUUGCUCGCAUUCAAGAGAAAUAUAGCGCGGAAGCCCAAAAGCGUCUCCGACCUGAAGGUGCUGCUCAGUUUCAGACACUGGCACAAAGCGACUCCGAUCAGUUGCGUCAUCUCGCUGACGAUUUCUGGGCUGAUCACGCUGCCUUAGAUGCGCUACCGUCACCCCUUAAACCUGGCGACUCUCCUAAGUUUCUCAUAGCAGGAGCAGGGAUAGGCGGUCUCGGGGCUGCGGUCCGACUUAUCGAGGCCGGCUUCUCGGUAGAUCAGAUUCGGAUUAUAGAGACAGCUGGCGGCAUCGGUGGCACGUGGUAUUGGAAUAGGUAUCCGGGACUACAUUGCGAUGUCGAAUCUUAUGUUUACCUGCCACUAUUGGAGGAGACAGGAUUCGUACCCUCUCAGAAAUAUUCUUCUGGAAUUGAGAUAAGGAACUAUCUGCAGCAGGUUGUGAAGAAAUGGAAUCUCGAGGAUAAAAUUCUGUUCAGAUCUAAACUUGACAAGAUUGAAUGGGAUGAUAGUGCUCACGUAUGGAAUUGUGAUAUCACUACUGGAAGGGGACCACGAGGAGACGAAAAGACGACUUUUCAGGCAAAGGCAGAAUUUGUUUGGGUAACUGCUGGGUUAUUGAGUAAGCCCCAAGUACCGAAGCUCUCCGGCGUUGGGAUAGAGGGGUUUAAGGGUGAUGUUUUCCACACAGCGCGGUGGAACUACGAUACCACCGGCGGUACACAGGAGGAAGUCUUCCCAGACUUAUCCAAGUUGAAAAAUAAAAGGGUAGGUGUUGUCGGAACCGGUGCGACAGCGAUUCAAGUUGUACCAUGCCUGGCCGAAUACGCAAAGGAGUUAUAUGUAUUCCAACGUACCCCUGCCGCAGUUUACGGUCGUGGCCAGAAACCGACCGACCCAGAGGAAUGGAAGAAGAUUGCUGGCCAGCCCGGUUGGCACGAGGCUCGCCGGCAGAACUUAGCAGCGAAUAUAUCCAAUUGUGCUCCGCCUGGAACCCCGGACUUGGUCGAUGAUGAAUGGUCUCGACAGGUUGCUUACGCGGGCCUAAUUGGCGACCCGGAGUUUGCGUUUGUGUCACCGGAGAAGAUCCCCGAGGUUAUUGGUCAAUUUCUAGCUCGAGACGCACCAAAUGCGGCGCGGCUGCGGGCACGGAUCGCCGAGAUCGUCAAGGAUAAAGAGACAGCUGAGAAGCUUACGCCGUGGUAUCCAGUUUGGUGCAAGCGACCUACUUUCAGCGACACGUACUUGCAAUCAUUUAACAAACCUAAUGUUCACCUUGUCGACACGGACGGCAAGGGAGUUGACAGCGUAACGUCUGAAGGCCUCGUCGCUAACGGCCAAGAGAUCCCCCUUGAUGUCAUCGUGUUUAGCACGGGGUAUCGCGGACCAGGUGCAGAUGGAGCAGAUCCAUCUAUUCGCGCCGGCCUCAAGGUGCAUGGCCGUGGUGGAAAGACUGUCGCGGAGUCCUGGGCAGAUAAAGGUAUUGCUACGCUUCACGGCUAUGCGAACCACGGUUUCCCAAAUCUAUUUUGGCUUUCCCCCCUACAGUCCGGUGUCAGCGUUAAUCACUCACAUGUGCUCGAUGUGCAGUGCAAGCUCAUCGCAUACGUAGCGGCCACAGCUCACCAGAAAGCAGGCGGUCUGAACAAGAGCGGGGUCACGGUGGAGGUUGAAGAGGCCGCGCAGGAGGCCUGGAGCAUGAAGAUCAUGCAGGGGGCGGCUCGGUUCGCGACCGUGACGGUCUGCACACCGAGCUAUAUCAACAACGAAGGGAAGGCAGUCGAUCUGACGGCUAGCCUCGAGGAGCAGAUGAAGCGGGCGCGAGCGUCGCCCUACAGCGCAGGUCUUGUUGAGUACAUUCGGGAGUUGCAAGAAUGGCGCGAUGAAGGUAACUUGAAGGGUAUUGAAGUCACCGCCUCGUGA
Daldinia childiae is the source of this 1935-nucleotide messenger RNA. RefSeq names its product Pentalenolactone D synthase. Bases 1 to 1935 code for a protein of 644 amino acids. Gene Ontology annotation, molecular function: N,N-dimethylaniline monooxygenase activity; flavin adenine dinucleotide binding; NADP binding. The transcript has a single exon. The record is from RefSeq and is a predicted model, not a curated record. NCBI's taxonomy places the organism in Eukaryota, Fungi, Ascomycota, Sordariomycetes, Xylariales, Hypoxylaceae.